Messenger RNA from Phaedon cochleariae (mustard beetle), 3844 nucleotides. The record is from the annotation of a GenBank genome assembly. NCBI's taxonomy places the organism in Eukaryota, Metazoa, Arthropoda, Insecta, Coleoptera, Chrysomelidae.
GAGGGAGCUUGGAGGGGGGUCCUUACUUUUAUUUUACAUUUUUUACAUACAUGUUAGGUAAAUGACCUUUCAAAGUGAUCAGCACAAAGCAGGGAAGCAGAAAAGUUGAAAUAUUUUAACUUUAUCACAUCAGAUAUUUUCUAAUUCAGCAUCACCAAACAGAUUGAAUGACACACAAGGCGAAAAGCUGAGAGGCUGCAUUGGGAACUCACCUUUAGACAUAGUUCUUAGGGCAACUCCAAGGGCAACUCACAACAUUAUCUCUAAUAACUUCAUGAAUAUGGUAUGUGUCCAAGUAGAAUAAAUGUUCAAAAUUGCCCAGUAGGUAUCUAAUAAAUGGAAACAGUUAUGCAUAAUCUGAUAAGGUCAUCUUGAGUUCCAUAUAAAAGUUGGUCAAGAACGUGAAUACUCUUCAAUAACAACCAAGACACUUGGCAUUGCCGAACAUGUGAUAGGUGUCAGUGAUUGGUGGAGGAGGUUUUGGGGCUCUUCCACGUCUGAUCAGCUCGUCUGUGUACUGGUUCACAUACUGCAUAGGAGGUAAGGGCAGAGAACUGACUUGUAUGGUGUCUGUAUUAGCCAUUUCGAUAGGGGAAUGGUAAGUGUGUUAGAAAUUAUGAUUUAAUAUUAGUGUCCUAAAAACAUUACUAGAAAAUCAAUCAACAUUUUUGGAAUCAAACAAUCUGAAUAAGGUAAACAAACUCUGUUUGACAAGUGACAAAAGACAACAGUGACAAACAGAAGUUAACAAAUGUCAUGUCUCAAAAUUCUUCCUCUUGUUCUCUUCUUUUGCUUAGUUCCAUGUUCAUUGUCUCUUGUGUGCUUUGGACAUUGGAUAUACCGGACAUUCAUCCUUUUGACAUACAUCAUCAAUUCUUCUUCUUCUCCUUCAAUAAACAUUGUUGCCUCAAGCUCACGCAAUCGAGACAUCGUGCUUCCAUCAUUGUCGAGCCUAGCUCAUGUGGAGCCCAAAGAUUAUAAUUUCUGUAUCAAGGUGGAUCUCUGUAUAAUCUCCUUGAGUCGAGCACUGAGCACUGGAGUCGAGCCGUGGUCGAGCCUAAUUAAUGUCAUCCGAAUUAUUUCAUGAAUGUCCCUCCAUCGGGGUCCUGAGUAAACAGAAUAUAAGGUGUCCAAAAAAUAUUGGUCACUCCCAAAUCUCCCAAAUCUGAGUUUACCUCUGCAGUCUGCUCCAAAGGACCCUGAACUUUAUUUAUAUAUUUGUUUACAUGUAUGCGAUAUUCGCUUUCAGCAGGCUAUUUAUUAUUUGAUAAGGUGGAGUCAAACUCCAUCCAGAGAUAAACAUAAUUAUCAUUUUCGAGUGCAUUUUUGUGUAUUUUGAAUAUUAUGCCUGAUAUAGGUAGAUGUAUACCUACCUACAAUUCUAUUAUAUUAUUAUAGUAUAAAGUUUUAUUAAAUUUCACGGAAAAUUAGAGAAAAUGCAACUAGAAAUAGUAAUAGAUUAUUGUUACAGAUGUCUCAAAAGCCUCCGUGUCCAGGUGAUGCGUUGGUGUGCUGAAAGACCAGCUAUAUCACUGGUAUUGGUCAUAUUGUUCACCAUAAUUUUGCUGCCAUUGAUAACAGCUACAGUUCUAAUACCAUUUGCAAUACUAUUGGAUCUCAGCCACUUUCUAGCAACAAAAGAAUCUACUCUCAGGACAAACUCCAAAAUGGCUGCUAGAGUCCCAAGUUUGCGUGAACUGAAGAAAAAAAGUAACAGUCUCCUCCAUUUGAAGAAUGCAAAACAAGCUUGUGUGAAUAGUGACUAUGCUGAGGCCUACGAGAACUUUGUUCUUUAUUUCGAAAGCCUGACUGAUCCCUUGGACUCCACAGCGGCAGUUCAAAAAAUAUUCACAAAGUUGGUUUGCAAAAUGGGCAUGAUAUUGGAGGAAACAUGUAACAUUGAGGAACUUUUGAAAUGCUAUAUUCAAGCAUUGAAUUUUUUUCCAGAUAACUUUGUCAUACUCAGUAAUUUGGGAGCAUACAUGUUCAAAAAUGCUGAGAUUGAUAUUGCUAGAAGAUAUCUGGAAAGGGCUGUCAAUGUUAACAAAAACUAUCUACCUGCUGAAAUCAACCUGAUGCAUGUGAAAUGGCAUCAAAUUCCACGUUGGCACUUUAGGAUGCUCAAUGACAAGCAUCGCAACAUUGCCUAUGAAAAGGCAAUUUCUACACAAGUGAAUACAGGGUAUAAAAAUGUCCUGGACAUAGGAGCAGGAUGUGGUUUUUUGAGUUUGUGUGCAGCAAGACAUGCAGGAACUACAGUUACUGCUAUUGAAGAAAAUAAACAACUUGCUAACAUGUGUAAGGACAUUAUGAAGGCAAAUGAAGUGUCUAAUGUCAAUGUAUUACAGUGCUAUUCAACACAUUUCUCUGAAUCUCCAGUGGAAUGUAACCUACUGGUAACUGAAGUUUUUGAUGUGGCAUUAUUUGGAGAACGUGCACUUGAAACUAUAGCCCAUGCUUCAACUGUUUUAUGUACUGAAAAUGACUACAAAAUCAUUCCCUGUAAAGCUAAAGUUUAUCUAACAGGUAUAAGCAGUGAAGAACUUCAUGCCAAACACAGAUGCACCUUGCCUAGAUCCAUACAACUUCUCAACCUGGAUAACCUUGAGAUAACAGAACAAGAUUUGGAGCCCUAUGAAGCAGAAAACCUCUCAGACUUUGAUGUCUCUUACCUAACAGACAAACAAGAAAUUUUCAACAUAGAUUUCUAUGACUCCAAUCAAAUACUGCAAAUACUUGAUGAAAGUGAGGCUCAAAGGGUCCAUUUGAAAUGCAAUCAAGCCGGCACAAUCCACGCUCUGGCGGUAUGGUUCGACUUGGGAUUGACAGCCGACGUAUCCAUCACCACCGACCCGUUGAACGACGACAGAGUCACCUGCUGGGAGCAGGCGGUGGUGCAUCUGGACAGGCCCGUCAAAGUGACAGCCGGAGACGUUCUGGCUGUCGACGUGUCGAUGAAGAACUGUCGAUUGAAGAUCGAAUUGGCGGAAGACGGGGUGGUGGACCGUGACCGGAGGUUCAAGGUGACCAAGGAGGUCGUGUCCUUUUUAAAUGACGACAGUUUGGUGGAGAGCAUCGGUCGGUUGGCUGAGAGAUUAGCGCAUGCGAAUUUGACAGUUGUGGAUUACAACGUGUUCCCUCUCCUAGGUUUCUUGAUGGCAAAACGAAAUUGCACCGUUUUCCACUCCAUCAAAAACAAUUGCGAUCGAGCCCUCUUCGAGCGCAUCCUAGAUCUGAACGAUAUUCCCAAAGAACGCUUCCACAUUCUCGACGAAUUCGUGUUGGAUGCCAGCGAACACGACUGUCUCUUCUUCUGUGACGUCAUCAGCCGUGACGGGUUGUUGGAGAGCAGUGGUUUCGAGAUGAUGGAGCCGCACGGAAGGUCAGUGAAGAUUCCACAAAGCAUCACCGCGCAUGUGCAGCUGGUUCAUUCGCUUUACGUCGAAAGAUGCAAUCUGGUGAUGGACGAAAACGUACUAGAUUUCAGGAUCGGAGAAUUCAUCAAUGAUUAUUCGGGUUACGAGCACCCUAACUUGGAGAAAUUGCAAUACACUGCACAUUCUGAGCCGAUAAAAUUUCCACUGGCUGGAGACGGAACGGCAACGUCGCGCGUUACCGUUAACCGAGAGGGAAUCGUGAACGCCCUGUACGUCUGGUACGACGUUCAGCUACACGAUGACAUCGUUUUUUCCACGAAAAACAGCACGCACUACAAGAAAGUGUGUUUUUUCUUCAAGGAAAAAGCUAAAGUGCAAGUGGGUGAUAAUUUUACUGUGAAGAUGCAACUGGACGGGUCUUAUGUGAAAAUAUUUUUAGAGGAGAAAGAAAUAAGUGAUAUAAAAUA